CCGGUUGACUACAAACAUCAACAAAACAAACUAAACACUAAAGGAAGGCAAGGUGUGCAGAAUGGAAUGACCUGGAUUUGUUAGCUUAUGUUGUUGGGAGAAGUUGCGUGAGCAAAAACCAAAUUCAAAAUGACUUCUGUAGAAUUUACUUCUGAAGAUAUUGACCUUUGUGAGAAGUUUAUUCAAGAAAUUUUGAGGACAAUAGACCAAAAUGGAUCUUGUCAAUUAAAAUCAUUUUGUUUUUGCAUGACAUAUGCUGAAUUGGAAGGGGAAGUACUGGAUGUUUUGAGCAGAUUCCUCCAUGAACAAAAUUGUCCACAAAUUUUUAUAUCAACGCUGUUGUAUAUGGUUUCAUCGCGAUUUCUGCAAACAGAUUUAAAAUCGUUUUUACUAGUGCGACAGGAAAAUGAUAUAAAGGAAUAUGAUGGUGCCAAUGUCACAAAGGCACUGGCAGAGACUUUCAGAGAAGUCUGUGAAGAAAUUAAAACAAAAUUGUCGUCACUAAAACUGCAGAAAAACAAACAGUGUUGCCAUGUUAGCAUACAUUCAAUUAAAAACAGAAGGCGUAAAAUGGAAGAUAGGCAUAUAUGUUAUGAAGACCUUAAUGGACUUCUCAAAACGACACAGUUCACAUGUUGCCAGUCAUUAUUUGCAGUAUUUGAUGGUCAUGGUGGCACAGAUGCUGCAAAUUAUGCAGCUUCACAGUUUGUCUGUAAACUUAAAGCAACAGAAAAUUUAACAGCAGAUCCUGCAAAUGCCAUCAAGGAAGCCAUUUUGAAAACAGAUUCGGAUUUCAUGCUAAAAGCAAAGCGUGAAAGGCUGAGAAGUGGCACAACUGCAGUAUUGGUGCUUAUCCAGGACAAAAAAUUGAUAGUUUCAUGGUUGGGCGAUUCACAAGUGGUGUUAUGUAAAGCUGGACAAGCUAUUCAAUUGAUGGAAGCGCACAAACCUGACCGACAGGAUGAACGAGAGAGAAUUGAAGCGCUUGGUGGUUGUGUGGUAUUUUUCGGUGGAUGGAGGGUGAACGGUUCACUGUCUGUAUCAAGAGCUAUCGGUGACUAUGAACAACGCCCAUUUAUUACCAGUGAGCCGGAUGUGGAAGAAUAUGAAAUGGAAGGCGAUGAAGAAUUUCUGAUAUUGGCUUGCGAUGGACUAUGGGAUACGGUGGAACCGUUAAAAGCCGUUCAAAAGGUGCAGCAAUGUAUUAAAGAUGGUACCCGCGACCAGGCAGCAGAAAUACUUUCAGACUUAGCUAAAAAGAAAGGCUCUAUGGAUAACAUCACUAUUAUGGUGGUCUACUUAGAUUUUAAUGGAUCCACGCUUGUACCAGAGGAAACAGUUGAACUAGCAUCACAACAAACGACAACCAAAGGAGAAGAACUAGACGAAAAAAACAUUGUGGCUAAUAAUAAAGAUUCUACCCUUAAUGCUGAUAUCAACACUCUGGAUGAUAAAUUAAAAGAAAACGCUACUAUCUCUGACAAAAACCAAACGACUUAAAUGUGAAGCAUUACGGUUGCAGAGGUAUGGGACGCCGUAAGAUAAGUUACUCUGUGGAAGCGCGUUGUGGUGCAUGACGAAGCAGUAGAAAGACCGUUUUAUGCAAAACUAGGAGCUGCGUCCAGUUCCAAAAGCUCACUGGACGUGAGUAAUUUAAAUACAUGUUGGAAAUUCCAACGUCCCGUUUUCCUGGCUAUGGUACAAAGUUUCUUAGAUGUUUCUGCUUGUUUCUUACUCGUAUAUUUUGUUUUGUUUUUGUCUCUUAACGACAAAUGGUGUGCCAACAAUAGCCAUGCGAAUACCUGUAGUUUUAUUUAGAAUUUUUUUGUGUGCGCGACACUUUAUUGUUUGUUUAUCCUGAAAUGUUAUAUUUUUAUUAUCGGUCUCUGAGCUUAUUCUUAAAUCCUCGCUACCCUAAUGAGAUCCUUCCUUUUGCCUCAUUUGCCCAACCACUGUCAAUUAUAUUUCUUUGUGUCCACAAAAAUCUCUCAAUAAAGUUGGUUAACGCAAACUUACUUGUUUGUUAUGAAAGAAACCUUAGAUUACAAAAUUUCGCAUUAUUUUGCUCGAUAUCUGCCAUUUUUACCACGAAAGCAACUCUAUAUCUUUAUUUAGGUUGUAUUUAUUUCUAUUUAUUGUACAAUACUAGUGAUACAAAUUAGUAACUCUUUCUGACAAUUUCAGGAAAUCAAAAUCCCGGGUAAUGUAAAGCAGUAGGCGGGUAAAAAUCAGGUUUGGUGAAAUAAAGAAGGUAGAGUUUGAGCAUUUCUUAAAGUAGGAACUGUCUUAUCUCCCCGCCCUCGGACCCUUACACCCCCCUCGGCCCCCACUUGCAGUCAAGUACUCGGAGUAUCCUGCAAGUCCUUUAAAGUGUUCACUUAUGUGUUUCUCCACGAGCUGUGGUUCCCAGUCCGUGAAGACACAGGACUUACCUCAACACGAGGGAAAUAAGUUUUUAAGAAUUUUUUACUAGGUUUUACUUGACGCCAUUUGUAAUUAUACUGUUUAAGUGUUGUACAAAAGUAUAUUUUGUAAGAACUACGCAUUGUAUAUGUAAAAGAUGCUUAUAUGAAAAAAAAAUAAUGUUGACAUAUA
Hydractinia symbiolongicarpus is the source of this 2595-nucleotide messenger RNA. RefSeq names its product protein phosphatase 1E-like. Gene Ontology annotation, molecular function: cation binding; protein serine/threonine phosphatase activity. Gene Ontology annotation, biological process: protein dephosphorylation; negative regulation of protein kinase activity. Lineage: Eukaryota; Metazoa; Cnidaria; Hydrozoa; Anthoathecata; Hydractiniidae. The record is from RefSeq and is a predicted model, not a curated record. The coding region runs from base 130 to 1500 and encodes 456 amino acids. The transcript has 7 exons.